AUGGAAAUUCAACAAAUCCCCACAAAAAAAUCACACGGGAAAUUGCAGCGCAAGAACUUGUCAAGCUCUUUUGCCAAAGUAAUGGAAUUAGAUUGGCAUUUCCAUCCAUUUCCUUUUCUCUUCAUCGUUUUUACCCUCCAUUUUUCGUUAACAUGUUCUGUUUCUGAUUCUGAAGCAUUGCUUAGGCUUAAAAAAUCAUUUACUAACGCUGGUGCUCUUAGCUCUUGGAUCUCAGGCUCUGUCCCUUGCAAUAGACAAACCCACUGGAACGGACUUCUUUGUUUCAAUGGCAUUGUCACGGGUCUUCAGCUCGAAAACAUGGGCUUAUCAGGAACCAUUAACGUUGAUGCAUUGGCUACUAUGCAGGGACUCAGGAGCCUAAGCUUUGCUCGUAAUUCUUUUACAGGUGCAAUUCCUGAACUCAAUCGUUUAGGCCAUUUAAAGGCUAUAUACUUGAGAGGGAACCAGUUUUCUGGUGAGAUUCCCUCGGAUUUCUUCUCGAAGAUGAAGUCUCUGAAGAAAGUUUGGCUCUCCGAUAACAAGUUUACUGGAGGAAUUCCACCAUCACUGGCUGAGUUGCCUCGGCUUAGCGAAUUACAUCUCGAGAACAAUCAGUUUAGUGGGACUAUUCCAUCUAUUGAUCAACCAACACUGAUGUCAUUUGAUGUGUCAAACAAUAUACUGGAAGGGGAAAUCCCACCGAAUUUAGCAAUAUUCAAUUAUAGUUCCUUUGAUGGAAAUGAUCAUCUCUGUGGAGACAGAUUUGGCAGAGGAUGUGAAAACACGAUGCAGACAUCAUCAGAACCACCAACCGGUGUUGGUUUGGAUGCUGAUAUGAUGGUUAGCAAACACAGAGGUCAUAACAACAAUAAAGUUAUAAAGACAGUCGCGGGGGCCGUAACUCUGGCCGUGUUGCUUCUUUCUAUAACAGCAUUGAUAAUCUUUAGAAUGAGGCGAAGGGACAAAGAUUUUGAUGUGAUUGAAAAUAGAAGUAAUGGUAAUGCAGCAGCAGCAGCAGCGGCAGCAGCACUUGAGGUGCAAGUUUCGUUGUCGAAUAGACCAAAGGGAGUGGAUGCUCCCAAAAAGAUGGGAUCAAACCGUAAAGGAUCUAAUAAUGGAAGGAGUGGUGUAGGGGAAUUAGUUAUUGUGAACAAUGAAAAAGGUGUAUUUGGGUUGCCAGAUUUGAUGAAAGCUUCGGCAGAAGUGCUUGGAAAUGGAGGAAUGGGGUCUUUGUAUAAGGCGCAGAUGGCUAACGGCGUUAUGGUGGUGGUCAAGAGAACGAGAGAAAUGAAUACUUUGUCCAAAGAUCAAUUUGAUGCAGAAAUCAGAAAGCUAGGAAGACUGAAUCAUACUAAUAUUUUGACACCACUGGCUUUUCUUUAUCGGCCGGAUGAGAAGCUGUUGGUAUAUGAAUACAUGCCUAAAGGCAGUCUGCUUUAUUUGUUGCAUGGUGAUCGAGGAACAUCACAUGCUGAACUCAAUUGGUUUGUUCGUCUCAAGAUUGUUCAAGGAAUUGCCAGGGGAUUGGGCUAUCUUCAUACAAAACUUGCUUCCUCUUCCUUGCCUCAUGGCAAUCUCAAAUCAAGCAAUGUCUUUCUUAGCAAUGAUAACGAGCCAUUGCUUUCAGAAUUUGGACAUAGUCCCCUGAUCAGCCCUCCAAUGUUGGCUCAAGCAUUGUUUGGGUAUAAAGCCCCAGAAGCAGCGCAAUAUGGUGUAUCACCUAUGUGCGACGUGUACUGUCUAGGGAUCAUCGUACUUGAAAUCCUUACAGGAAAAUUUCCUUCUCAGUACCUCAACAAGGCCAGGGGAGGGACUGAUGUAGUCCAAUGGAUGGAAUCAGCAGUUUCCGAUGGCAGAGAAACUGAUUUGCUUGAUCCUGAAAUUGCAAGCUCAACAAAUUCACUUGGUCAGAUGAGGCAACUCUUGGGUAUUGGGGCUGCUUGUGUUAAAAGAAAUCCUCAGCAACGGUUAGACAUCACAGAUGCUAUUCAAAUGAUACAGAGCAUAAAAUUGGAAGACAGUAACCACGAGGGCAGGACAAUGCAAGUUUUACCAUCACUUCGAGAUGUUUAUGCAGUUGCACCACAGACCAGCGUGUCUGAUAUUCAAGAAGUUGAUGGGGAGAGCCCUAGGAGGAGACAUGGAUCAGGUAGCUUUAUGGAUGGAACUAAACACCCGAGUCGUGAUCAUUUUUCUUUUCCGGCUCCUAUUUAG
This is a messenger RNA of Populus euphratica (Euphrates poplar), 2214 nucleotides long. RefSeq names its product probable inactive leucine-rich repeat receptor-like protein kinase At5g20690. The record is from RefSeq and is a predicted model, not a curated record. Gene Ontology annotation, molecular function: protein kinase activity; protein binding; ATP binding. The coding region runs from base 1 to 2214 and encodes 737 amino acids. Gene Ontology annotation, biological process: protein phosphorylation. The transcript is spliced from 2 exons. NCBI's taxonomy places the organism in Eukaryota, Viridiplantae, Streptophyta, Magnoliopsida, Malpighiales, Salicaceae.